GAAUAAACAGGAAGCAAGACUUAGUUUUUAAAGUUCUUGUUUAUAUUUGAAUAAUGACAAAUAAACCUUAUAGUAUUAUGCCCAAAUGUUAUACUGACGUGUUGCCAGUUCAAUAACCCAAUUUUGAAUGCAAAAAGAAUCAAACAAGGUGAUGUAGUUGGAAAUAAAGUUGCCAUUUUAAGAUGGCUGGACGUGGCACUGUAUACUCUGAGCCCAAGCCAGGACAGGUUCAAGGCUUACUGAAAAAGUUUGAAAGCAAUGAGGACUUGAGGAACAUUUCAAAGGAGGCCAGCCCUUUGAAAACAUCAGAGGGAGUUGUUUCUGGAAGGAAUUAUUUGAAGUCUCAUCUUGAACCUGCAACAUCAAUGGAGAAUAGGAUUUCAAGGUUUACUCAGGGUGCAAAUCAGGGUGAAGGUGAAAAGAGAGUAUCCAUAUCUCCUACAAGACCAGCUUUCCAAGGUGUACAUUCCAAAGGAUCAUCAAGUGGACACAGCAGGCAGUCACAUUUAUCAGGAACAGAAUUAAACAGUCCAGGCUAUCCAAACAAACCAGCACAUGCAGGUCAAAUUAGGACUAAAACUGAGCCAAGCCAUCAAGUAAAAUCACCAAUGUAUCCAAAUGCAGCUAACAAAGACCCUGUCAGUGUACAUGGAAGAGAUAAGCCUGAUGGUGAAAUAACACAAAGGCUGCAUACACAAUCAGAUACAAAGCAAGAUGAUACUCACAGUGGAAAUAAAAAAGUAUCAAACCUUAAAGCAAGAUUAUCUGACCUUGCAGUAAUGUAUAGUGCAACAGACAAAAGUCGCCAUACCGACAGUGAUGUAAAUAAAAAUAAAAAAGAUGGAAAUGAACACUCAACAAAACCAGAUGUUGCCAAACAACAUGAUCUAAACCAUGAUACAGAUAACAUGACAAGUGUUAAGUGGAGGAUAUCUAAACUAACUGAAAGAAAAGACAAUGUUCGGCCACUAUCUUCUAGACCUCCUUUCAAUAGAAAUCCAAGCAAGGAGAACUUUGAAGUUCCAAAAAGUCCUGUGAAAAGUAUAUCUCCCGCUCGUAAAGUAAACCCAUCUCCAUCAUACUUAUCUAAGGCUGACUCUGACGCAGAACCCAUAUAUAAAAAUCAUGCAGUUUUGAGGAGAUUGAAAAAAUUUGAGGAUGGAGCUUUGGCUACUGAUAUUUCUAAAAGGGCAAGUCUUAAGUCAUCCCCUUAUACAGACUUGGGGUAUGGAUCAACUGAAGAUGAUAAACAUAAACCUUUCAGUGUCCCAUCUGGAAGUAAGGCACCAUUAAAGCCUACAAAACCUGUUAUUCCAAAAUUUGAGUCUAGUCCCAUUUCUCCAAAUUCACAAACUAAACCUCUGGAGCAGAGGGAAAGACUUGCAGGAGAGGAAUCCCACAGUGGAAAUGUUGAUAAUUUAACCAAACAGUGGCAGGAUAAAAUGCCUUCCACAUCAGAAGAUGAACAUAAUAACAAUACUCAGGGUAAUCAAAGUGAAUCAGAAGACAAUGUUUAUAAUAAAACAAACAGUGAAGUUGAAUCAACUGAUGUCAAAUGUCCAGGAAACAUAUCACGCAGGCCGAGAUAUGUGCGUAAUAAACCCCCAAAGUUACCUCAGAUGCCCAUUGCCAAACCUAAAGUGCAAAAUGAAUCAACACUGCCAACUACUGAAAAUGUAGCAAAUAAGGUAGCAACAUUAGUAGGGAAUAUACCAAGGGUUAAAAAGUCACAGACUGUUCGUCCAAAUUCUAUGAUUCUCCCAGGAGAAUAUGUACAUCGUUCUUCAACAUUUUAUACUACACUUGAUUCAGAGCUACGUGAGAAUAAAACUGUUCUAAAGAAGGAAUUGAACAAAGUACUUUUAAGUGGUGGUCAGUCAAACACACACAAUGAGCGACCACCAAGGCCACCCCCAUAUGAAGGUGUGGUAAAGCAACCACCCCCUUAUGAUGGCGUUGUUCUACUUCCAGGUUCUCCCCUGGAGGAGUAUAAACCUAAAGGUCCCUCAAAGCCACCAAGGACAUUCCAACAUAAUUCUCCACCAAAAUCUGAAAACCAGCAGAACUAUUCCCCCGAUCACCUAGGCCAGAGACCAUUCUCCCGUGAGUUUAUGGGCAAGUGUAUCACACUUCGUCCAGCCCCAUCUCCAAGCACACAUGCAUAUGAACCAGUUUCCUUACAGGCUAAAAAGGCACAACUCCCUAAAGAUGCAUUUAUUCGCCAAAAGAAACAAAAAAUUACAAAUCCAAAUUAUGGAACAGAGCAGGCCUUGUUGAGAAUAAGUAAUUGCAACGUUGGGCUUCAGAGGGGAGGAUUUCGUGACCAUGGUAAGAACAGUAGAGGUAUGGUUCGAAGCAGCAGUGACGAGUGCCUAUAUGCAGACCCAGUUGAUGUUAGGUCGACAAAGAACAAAAAAGCUGAUCUAUGGAUAACAGAAAGUGGUCAGGGUCAGCUUGUAGGACCUCCUGUACUGGUAGAUGAAGGAGGUUAUGCCAUCCCAGAUCACCAUGAGAGAAUUCACAUUGCCAAAUCACUGGAUGAAAAGAAUCCAGCACUGUCCCAUUCACAUCAGCGCUCCCUCUCCUUAUAUGGUAAUGACCGCAGGAGAGGUGCAGUGCCAUUCGUCAAGAUGAACUCUGACAUUGAUAUGAUGAGACAACCCUCUAUCUCACCCCAGGCUGGUUUACAAAGAAAGGUUCGCUUGAAAAUCCGUAGAGCUUAUUCUGUGUUGCGUAAAAACCUUAGUCAGUCACCCUCAGUAGCGGAAGCUGGAGCCACUGGUGGGAGCAGAGGGGACGAAGUUGAUUUUACUGAACACAAAGAUACACAGUCAGAUGGCAGUGAGAGUUUGGUUGAUGCAGAGGAACAGAGGCGUCGCUUAAAACAUGUUGCUAGUAUCAGAGAAAAAACAUAUGCUACUUUGGACAAAGUGAGAGAAUUUCGGGAGUCCAAUUAUCCUCAAUUCUUUGAGUAUGCAUUAGAGGUGGGAUUACAAGCUAAACCUGGCACCAAUAAGUAUGAGCCAUACAUAAAGCAGCAGUUCCCUGAUAAUGUGAAGGUGAAUAACACAUCAAUUCCUCAGUUCUGCUUCCCUGAUGCAGAUACCUGGCAGCCUGUCACAUACUAUGAGAGUGAAACAUUCUCAUUUGUGCUGACAGACAUUGAUGGAUCACGACAAUAUGGAUAUUGCCGCAGAAUGCUUCCUCCAGAUAGGAAGGCCAGGUUGCCUGAGGUCUAUUGUAUCAUCACUCCACUGGGAGCAUUUGCACUUUACCAGCAGGUGCUCAAUGAAAUAGAGAUGCUGAGAUAUGAAUCACUGACACGUGCUCACAACUUUGUGAAUAAUGUCUACAGCCGUCCUCUACCCAGUCCUGGCAAAACCAUCACAGUCCACUGCAAAGAUGACUUUGGCAAUUUUGAACGAAAGGUCUUCAAGCGUCCAGCAGAUUCAAGGCUAGAACAUGUGAAUUAUGAGUUUCUCUUUACCAUAUUGGGCAUUGACAACACGCUAAUGGUGUUUGCAUCAAUACUGCUCGAACGUAGGAUUCUCUUCACUGCUGGCAAGCUUAGCAUACUGUCACCCUGUAUCCAUGCGAUGACAUCAUUGUUGUAUCCAUUCACAUGGCAGCACACAUUCAUUCCGGUCCUGCCUUCAGCCCUGAUUGACAUUGUUUGCUCUCCAACCCCUUACAUCAUUGGAGUCCUGUCAGACUGCGUGCCCCAACUAGAGGGUUUGCCAAUGGAUGAGGUGCUCAUAGUCAACUUAGAUGGUGGCCGACUGACUGAAGAACUUGGUGAUGAGGGAACCAUUAUACCACAGAAACUACAAAAAGCAAUCAAAACAGCAUUAAAGAUGUGCAUGGAAGAUGAAGAAAGUCCAGGCUCAAAGAACCUGAUGAUAUCUGAAGCCUUCCUCAGGUUGUUUGUUGAGACCACAGGCCAUUAUAAAUACCAUAUCAGUAUACAACAGGACAACCAGCACCACUUCCAGAAAGAACAAUUCAUCAGAGCCCUGUCAUCAAAAAGUCUGCGUAUGUUCCUUGAGUGGUUCACUGAGACUCAGAUGUUUGAGAUGUUUGUGACAGAACAGCUGGAAGGCAGGGAUUCUGAUAUAGGACUGUUUGAGGCCUGUAUUAUGGAAUUUGAGGAAGAGAGGGAAUUGUUAUCCUUCAAGCAAAACAUGAGGGAGUUUGGCAAAAAAAUGAAGAAUAUUUUUGGUGGAAAACUUUUUAAGAAUAAGAAGGAUGAAUCUGUAGCCUGAGAUGAAACUAUUUCCAUAGCUGACACUGAAGUAGAACUAUUUCCAGAGUCUGACACUGAAAUAGAACUAUUUCCAAAGCCUGACACUGAAGUAAAACUAUUUCCAAAGCC
Messenger RNA from Owenia fusiformis, 4372 nucleotides. The record is from the annotation of a GenBank genome assembly. Lineage: Eukaryota; Metazoa; Annelida; Polychaeta; Sabellida; Oweniidae.